AUAUAACUCCACAUCCCAAGCAGGUACUUCAGCACAACUCAAAACACAUUCUGAACACCAAAUGCAAAUACUAUCCCACAAAAUGCAAUCUUCCUCAACACCUCUGCUCUACCUCCACAUACUGAUCUUGCCAUGCCUUCUUCCCUUGCAAGUACAUGCAGUGCGUCAUGGGGGCAUAUCACUGAGGUCUCAGCAGACAGCGCUCCUCCACUGGAAAUCUACUCUCGACAGCUUGUCGCCAUGGAUGAGCUCUUGGCAGCACCAUACCAGGCCGUGCAAUUGGACCGGCAUCUUGUGUACGCCUGUGCGCCAUGGACGCCGCAGGCCCUGGGUCGUGACCAACAUCUCCCUCCCAGAUGCCGGCAUCCAUGGCCAGCUCAGUGAGCUCAACUUCUCAGCUCUCCCAUUCCUCACAUAUAUUGACCUCAGCAACAACAGUCUCUAUGGUCCAAUACCUGGUAAUGUCAGUCCAUUAUCAUCACUUCAGUAUCUCAACUUGAGCUUCAACCUUUUAAGUGGGAAAAUACCUGCAUCAUUGUGUAACCUAACAUCGUUAAAACAGAUUGUUAUUCACCAAUCCAUGGUCUCAGGACACAUUCCAAAGGAGAUAGGAAGGCUUGUCAGCCUGCAGGUUCUACAAGUAAGUAACAGUACCUUAAGCGGUGAUAUACCCACAACCCUUGGAAAUCUGACCCAGCUAAAUUCUUUGUUUCUGUUUGGUAAUGAGUUGUCUGGGCCUAUACCCACGGAAAUAGGCAAGCUCAUUAACCUGCAAGAUCUUGGACUCAGCAGUAAUAAACUUACGGGUGCAAUCCCUGUCUCUUUAGCCAAUCUCACUAAGAUCACCAUACUUUAUCUACAUAAAAAUCAAAUUACAGGUUCCAUUCCACCAGAACUAGGCAAGCUCGUCAGCUUGCAAAUUCUUGAUCUCGGCAAUAACGAGCUCACAGGUCCCAUACCCAUAGAACUUGGCAUCCUAUCAAAUCUCCAGAUUUUGAGCUUGUAUACCAACCAAAUCUCUGGUUUUAUUCCAGCCAGCUUAGGAAACCUUAGCAACCUCCAACAUUUGUCUUUGCAAAUGAAUCAACUUUCUGGCUCAAUACCAAAAACUUUUGGCAACCUGCAAAACAUCCAGUAUCUGCUCAUCCACACUAACCAAUUAUCAGGUUCCCUUCUUCAUGACAUUGGAAACCUCACAAGCAUAGUUAUCCUUGACCUAACUAAUAACUACCUUUCUGGACCUUUGCCUGCAAAUAUAUGUACGGGUGGCAAACUCCAAUUUCUCCUGCUCGCUUUUAACAUGUUAGAUGGCCCUAUUCCGAGCAGCUUGAAGACAUGUACAACCUUGAUUCGACUUCGCCUUGAAGGAAACCAAAUAACAGGAGAUAUAUCAGAACAUUUUGGUGUGUAUCCACAACUCGUGAAAAUACGAUUGGCAUCAAAUAGGCUCUCUGGGAAAAUCUCACCGAAUUGGGGUGCUUGUCCCCAACUAGAGGAACUACAUUUAUCAGAAAAUUCUAUCGGUGGCCAAAUACCCUCUGCUCUUUCUAAAUUGUCCAACCUGGUUGAACUAAAACUCGAUUCUAAUAAUCUCAGUGGUGAGAUACCUCAUGAAAUUGGUAAUUUAACAAAUCUGUAUAGCCUGAAUUUAUCACUAAAUCAGCUAUCCGGAUCCAUACCAUCACAGUUGGGAAAGCUGAGAAAUUUAGGAUCCCUUGAUAUAUCUGGUAACAAUUUAAGUGGACCAAUACCUGACGAACUGGGAGACUGCAUCAAGCUACAGUACUUGAGAAUUAAUAACAACAACUUCAAUGGGAAGUUGCCUGGUGCAAUAGGAAAUUUGGCAAGCCUUCAGAUCAUGUUAGAUGUUAGCAAUAACAAACUCAAUGGUGUCUUGCCACAACAACUCGGAAAGUUGGAGAUGCUGGAAGUUCUGAAUUUAUCCCACAACAUGUUCAGUGGACGCAUUCCACCCUCCAUUGCCAGCAUGCUGAGCCUAUUAACGCUUGAUGUGUCCUACAACAACUUGGAAGGACCAGUCCCAGAAGUACUUCUACAUCAAAAUGCUUCAGCUAGCUGGUUUCUCCACAAUAAAGGCCUGUGCGGUAAUCUCUCUACCUUGCCAUCAUGUUAUUCAACUCAAGUAUCUGGUCGCCCUAAAAGAAGGCUACUUGCUUUGCUGCUUCCAAUUGUCCUUGUUGUGGGUUUCACCAUUCUUUCUACAAUUGUAAUUAUUAUGAUCCGUGCUCAUAACAAGAGAAAGCCCCAAGAAAGUGUUACUAGAAACGCAAGAGACAUGUUCUCUGUUUGGAAUUUUGAUGGAAGACUUGCAUUUGAGGAUAUCAUCAGGGCAACUGAAAAUUUUGAUGACAAGUACAUCACUGGAACAGGAGGAUAUGGCAAAGUAUACAAAGCACAACUACAAGAUGGACAGAUAGUUGCUGUGAAGAAGCUUCAUCCCACUGAAGAAGAGAUGAAUGAUGAAAGAAGAUUUUCACACGAAAUGGAAAUCUUAUUGCAAAUUCGACAGAGAAGCAUUGUCAAGUUUUAUGGAUUUUGCUCCCAUCCAGAGUACAAGUUUCUUGUAUACGACUACAUAGAGAGGGGAAGCCUUCACAUGACCAUGGAAAACGAGGAGUUAGCUAAAGAAUUGAACUGGCAAAAGAGAUCAACUAUGGUUAAAGAUGUGGCUCAAGCGAUAGCUUAUUUGCACCAUGACUGCAAUCCACCAAUAAUCCAUCGAGAUCUCACAAGCAACAACAUCUUGCUCGAUAGAACUUUCAAGGCUUAUGUCUCGGAUUUUGGCACAGCAAGGAUUUUGAAACCGGAUUCAUCAAACUGGAGUGCGCUAGCAGGGACUUAUGGCUAUAUAGCUCCUGAGCUAUCCUACACAUCUAUUGUCACAGAGAAAUGUGAUCUUUAUAGCUUUGGUGUGGUUGUCCUCGAGGUAGUGAUGGGGAAACAUCCAAGAGAUCUUCUGCAUCACCUCACAUCAUCAAGGGAGCAUUCUAUGGAACUUGAGGAAAUCCUUGAUCAGCGACCAGCGGCACCAACCACAACAGAAGCGAAAGACAUAGCUCUCCUAAUGAAGGUGGCAUUUUCUUGCCUGCAAGCUUCUCCACAAGCAAGGCCAACAAUGCAGGAGGCAUACCAGGCCCUUAUCCAUCAGCAGUCUUUUUGUUCUUCCCAAGAUAUUUCAGUAUAGAGCUGUCAUACACAUAUGUUGUGACAGAAAAAAAUCUGACGUCUACCGCUUUGGUGUGGUUAUCCUAGAGGUGGUGCUGGGGAAGCAUAAAAAAGAUCUUCAUCACCUUGCAUUAUCAUCACAGUUUACAGGAGCAGCAUUUGCUGCUUAAGGAAGUCUUGGACCGACGAUCUCUACUGCACGCCGACUACAUCAGAAGAGGAAGACAUAGUUGUCCUCGUGAAGGUGGCAAUUUCAUGUCGCAAGCAUGUCCCCAAGAAUGGCCAACAAUGCAAGAGGCAUACCAGACACAUAUCGAUCAUCAGUCUUCAAGUUCCUUCCGAAGACAUUUCAGUGUAGUUACACCAGAUGAGCUCAAGGAUGCAUACUUAAGAGAUUAGUUGUUGCUCAAACAUUUCUUGAGUAUGCAUCCGCCGACUAUCUUUAUUUUUAGCAAUGAAAUCUUAAAAAAUUCACUUGUACUUGCACUAGAUGAGUCAUGCAAAAUGUGAUUUUGUUUUCUUUGUAC
Messenger RNA from Phragmites australis (common reed), 3713 nucleotides. Its product is annotated as MDIS1-interacting receptor like kinase 2-like. The transcript has 3 exons. The record is from RefSeq and is a predicted model, not a curated record. Gene Ontology annotation, molecular function: protein binding; protein kinase activity; ATP binding. Lineage: Eukaryota; Viridiplantae; Streptophyta; Magnoliopsida; Poales; Poaceae. Bases 62 to 3205 code for a protein of 1047 amino acids. Gene Ontology annotation, biological process: protein phosphorylation.